AUCCGCCCACCUGGCCCCCAUAGCCCACUCUUCUCAGGCCCUUGGCCAUCCCGCGCCGGGUCGGAAUUCACCUGCACUAAACAGCUAGGGCAACCGCCCUCCCGGCUGCAGCCUGCCUCCCGCGGCCCCCGGCUCCCUCGCCCGCCCCCCGCGCCACCCCGGCGCCCCGCCCCGGGCGGGGAGAGUCGGGGCGAGGGGAGGGCCUGCCAGGUGAGGCGCGGUCACCCUGGGCCUCUCACUUCCGCCCAGGUGAGGUACGGCCGACACCGAGCCGGCUGGGUCGGGGCUCCCACCUGCUCCUCCGGCACACCAGAUGGAGCCUAACCCUGUUGCCCAGGCUGAAGUGCAGUGCCGCGAUCUCCACCCACUGCAAACUUCACCUUCCCGGGUUCAAGCAGUUCUUCUGGCUCAGCCUCACGACUAUAGGUAUCUUUAAGAGUGAUUGAAGAGAAUAAUUCAAAAUGCCUGAAAAUCCUGCUACAGAUAAACUGCAGGUCCUGCAGGUCCUUGAUCGUCUGAAAAUGAAAUUGCAGGAGAAGGGUGACACGUCGCAGAAUGAGAAGUUAUCUGUGUUUUAUGAGACACUAAAGAGUCCUCUCUUCAACCAGAUACUCACACUUCAGCAGUCCAUCAAGCAACUGAAGGGGCAACUCAACCAUAUACCCUCAGAUUGUUCAGCCAACUUUGAUUUUUCUAGGAAAGGUUUGUUAGUGUUCACGGAUAGCUCCAUUACCAAUGGAAAUGCCCACAGACCCGCUAGUAACUCGACUGUAUCUGGGCUAUUUCCCUGGACCCCAAAGUUGGAAAAUGAAGACUUUAACUCAGUCAUUCAGCAGCUGGCUCAGGGGCGGCAAAUUGAAUAUAUAGAUAUAGAGCGACCUUCAACUGGAGGUCUUGGAUUCAGUGUGGUGGCCCUCAGAAGUCAAAAUCAGGGAAAAGUUGAUAUCUUUGUGAAGGAUGUCCAGCCAGGGGGCGUAGCAGACAGGGAUCAAAGAUUAAAGGAAAAUGAUCAAAUAUUGGCCAUUAAUCACACGCCAUUGGAUCAGAACAUUUCCCAUCAGCAAGCCAUUGCAUUAUUACAACACCCCACCGGAUCUUUGCACCUGAUUGUGGCCAGGGAGCCAGUCCACACAAAAAGCGGCACUUCUAGCAGCCUGACUGAUACUACUCUGCCUGAAACAGUUUGUUGGGGCCAUGUUGAAGAGGUUGAGCUCAUUAAUGAUGGCUCUGGACUAGGUUUUGGAAUAGUUGGAGGAAAAACAAGUGGCGUGGUUGUGAGGACUAUAGUUCCUGGAGGAUUAGCAGAUCGGGAUGGAAGACUGCAGACAGGGGACCACAUCUUGAAGAUUGGUGGCACAAAUGUGCAGGGAAUGACCAGUGAGCAAGUUGCACAGGUUCUAAGGAACUGUGGGAAUUCAGUCAGGAUGCUUGUUGCUAGAGACCCAACUGGUGAAGUUUCAGUAACCCCUCCUGCCCCUGCAGCAUUGCCUGUCGCCCUGCCCACUGUAGCCAGCGAUUCUGACACUUCUCUUUUUGAAACUUACAAUGUUGAGCUUGUUAAAAAAGAUGGGCAGAGUCUUGGAAUUAGAAUUGUUGGCUAUGUUGGAACAUCUCAUACAGAGUCUCACUCUAUUGCCCAGGCUGGAGUGCAGUGGCGCAAUGUUGGCUCAUGGCAACCUUCAACUCCCAGGUUCAAGAGAUUCUCCUACCCCAGCCUCCAAUUAGCUGGGACUACAGGGGAAGCUCCAGGGAUUUAUGUGAAAAGUAUAAUACCUGGCAGUGCUGCAUACCACAAUGGACACGUCCAAGUGAAUGACAAAAUAGUUGCUGUCGACGGUGUGAACAUUCAGGGUUUUGCCAACCAUGAUGUUGUUGAAGUAUUACGAAAUGCAGGGCAGGUGGUACACCUCACCCUAGUUCGAAGGAAGACAUCCUCAUCUACUUCUCCACCUGAACCACCUUCAGACAGAGGAACUGUUGUAGAACCACCAAAACCACCAGCUGUCUUUCUAACUGGAGCAGUGGAAACUGAAACUAAUUUGGAUGGUGAAGAUGAGGAAAUUAAAGAAAGAACGGAUCAUUUAAGCAACGACAACAUACAAGCCUUAGAAAAAUUGGAAAAAGUCCCAGCCUCUCUAGAAAAUGAGCUGAAAUCCAGAUGGGAAAACCUAUUGGGUCCUGAUUAUGAAGUAAUGGUUGCUACUUUGGACACACAGAUUGCAGAUGAUGCUGAGUUACAGAAAUAUUCAAAGCUGCUGCCUAUUCACACUCUGAGGCUUGGUGUGGAAGUGGACUCCUUUGAUGGGCACCAUUAUAUUUCUUCAAUUGUUCCUGGUGGUCCUGUUGAUACAUUGGGUCUCCUACAGCCAGAAGAUGAGCUGCUUGAGGUCAAUGGCAUGCAGCUGUAUGGAAAAUCUCGCCGAGAAGCAGUCUCCUUUCUUAAAGAAGUGCCACCCCCUUUUACUUUGGUUUGCUGUCGGAGGUUGUUUGAUGAUGAGGCUUCUGUAGAUGAACCAAGACCCACUGAAACCUCUCUUUCUGAGACAGAGGUUGACCACAAUGUGGAUAUCAAUACUGAAGAAGAUGAUGACGGAGAAUUAGCACUGUGGUCUCCUGAAGUCAAGAUCGUUGAACUAGUAAAAGAUCGUAAAGGUUUGGGAUUCAGCAUUUUGGAUUACCAGGACCCUUUAGAUUCCACAAGAUCAGUGAUCGUGAUCCGCUCCCUGGUAGCAGGUGGCGUAGCAGAAAGAAGUGGAGGACUACUACCUGGAGACCGCCUGGUCUCAGUCAAUGAAUACUGUUUGGACAACACCUCACUUGCUGAAGCUGUGGAAGUACUGAAAGCUGUGCCACCAGGCAUAGUACGCCUUGGCAUCUGUAAGCCUUUGGUGGAAGAUAAUAAAGAAGAAGAAAGUUGUUAUAUUUUACAUUCAAGCAGUAAUGAAGACAAGACUGAAUUUUCAGGAACAAUUCAUGAUAUAAAUUCAUCUUUAAUACUUGAAGCACCCAAGGGAUUUAGAGAUGAACCAUAUUUUAAGGAAGAACUUGUGGAUGAACCAUUUCUAGAUCUGGGAGAGUCUUUCCAUUCCCAACAAAAAGAGAUAGACCACAGCCAGGAGGCCUGGGAGAUGCAUGAAUUUCUGACUCCUAGACUGCACGAAAUGGUUGAAGAAAGAGAAAUGCUUGUUGAUGACGAAUAUGAGUUCUAUCAAGGUCACUCUCAGUCCAUGGAGUUGUAUCCCUUGUCGCACAUUCAGGAGGCCACUCCUGUGCCCUCCAUUAAGGAACUUCACUUUGGUACACAGUGGUUGCAUGAUAAUGAACCAUCUGAAUCUCAAGAGGCAAGAGCCGUGAGGAGUAUCUAUUCCCAGGAAGCACAGCAGUAUGGCUAUUGCACUGAAAACAUGAUAAAAGAAAAUUUUGUCAUGGAGUCCCUACCAUCUGUACCAUCAACUGAAGGAAACAGUCAGCAAGGCAGAUUUGAUGACCUGGAAAAUUUUAAUUCAUUAGCAAAAAGUAGUCUGGAUUUAGGCAUGAUCCCGAAUGAUGGUCCUAGCUUGCUCAUUGACCUUCCUGCUGUGGCUGAAAGUAGGGAGCAAGAAGAGUUGCCUUUAUGUCAACACCAAGCAACACAAGUUAUUUCCAAGGCCUCAGCAUACACAGGAGUGUUGUCUUCUAGAUAUGCCACUGAUACAUGUGAAUUACCUGAGAGAGAAGAAGGUGAAGGAGAAGAAACUCCCAAUUUUAGCCACUGGGGUCCACCAAGAAUUGUUGAGAUUUUUAGAGAACCCAAUGUGUCCCUUGGGAUCAGUAUUGUUGGUGGACAAACUGUUAUAAAACGUCUAAAGAAUGGAGAGGAACUUAAAGGUAUAUUUAUCAAGCAAGUUUUAGAAGACAGUCCAGCAGGGAAGACAAACGCACUUAAAACUGGAGAUAAAAUACUUGAGGUGUCUGGAGUAGAUUUGCAGAAUGCCUCACACAGUGAAGCAGUCGAGGCCAUUAAGAAUGCAGGAAACCCUGUGGUGUUCGUUGUUCAGAGCUUGUCAUCCACUCCACGAGUCAUUCCUACUGUACAUAACAAGGCCAACAAAAUCACCAGUAACCAGAACCAGGACACCCAAGAAAAGAAAGAAAAGAGGCAAGGAACUGCUCCACCUCCAAUGAAACUGCCUCCUCCUUAUAAAGCUCUACCUGAUGACAGUGAUGAAAAUGAAGACGCCUUUACCGACCAAAAAAUCAGACAAAGAUAUGCAGAUCUACCUGGAGAACUGCACAUUAUUGAACUUGAAAAGGAUAAGAAUGGACUUGGACUCAGCCUUGCUGGCAAUAAAGACAGAUCACGCAUGAGCAUAUUUGUGGUGGGAAUUAACCCAGGAGGACCUGCUGCAGCAGAUGGGCGAAUGCAUGUUGGAGAUGAGCUCUUAGAGAUAAACAAUCAGAUUCUGUAUGGAAGAAGUCACCAAAAUGCAUCUGCCAUUAUUAAGACUGCCCCAUCAAAGGUCAAGCUGGUUUUCAUCAGAAAUGAGGACGCAGUCAAUCAAAUGGCCGUGACACCUUUUCCAGUGCCAUCAGGUUCUCCAUCUUCUAUUGAGGAUCAGAGCGGCACCGAACCUAUUAGUAGUGAGGAAGAUGGCAGCUUCGAAGUUGGUAUUAAACAAUUGCCUGAAAGUGAAAGCUUCAAACUGAUGAGGGACCAGAAGUUAACGUGCAUGCCCGAAGACUCAGAGCCUGAAGACAUGUCCCAGGUGAUUGGUCAAGGAAUGGUGGCAGAUCAGCAGAAGGCACUGGAAUACCCACCUGACAAUGUAUAUAACUUGUACUUUAGGUUUUACUCUACUAGGGUAUUGUGCAUUCCAAAAGAAAAGGAGGCUGUCAGCCAGAUGAAACAGCAAAAAUAUCCAACGAAAGUCUCCUUCAGUUCACAAGAGAUACCAUUAGCACCAACUUCAUCAUACAAUUCAACAGAUGCAGACUUCACAGGCUAUGGUGGUCUCCAGGCUCCUCUGUCAGUGGAUCCGGCAACAUGUCCCAUUGUCCCUGGACAGGAAAUGAUUAUAGAAAUAUCCAAGGGACGUUCAGGGCUUGGUCUCAGCAUCGUGGGAGGAAAAGACACACCAUUGAAUGCUAUAGUUAUCCAUGAAGUAUAUGAAGAAGGGGCAGCAGCGAGAGAUGGAAGACUUUGGGCUGGUGACCAGAUAUUAGAGGUUAAUGGGGUUGACCUGAGGAACUCCAGCCACGAAGAAGCCAUCACAGCCCUGAGGCAGACCCCCCAGAAGGUGCGGCUGGUGGUGUAUAGAGAUGAGGCACACUACCGGGAUGAGGAGAACUUGGAGGUUUUCCCUGUGGAUCUGCAGAAGAAAGCUGGCCGCGGCCUGGGCCUAAGCAUCGCUGGGAAACGAAAUGGAAGCGGAGUGUUUAUUUCUGACAUCGUGAAAGGCGGAGCUGCAGACUUGGAUGGGAGAUUGAUUCAGGGAGAUCAGAUCUUAUCUGUGAAUGGAGAGGACAUGAGAAAUGCCUCACAGGAGACAGUGGCCACCAUCCUAAAGUGUGCACAGGGGCUUGUGCAGCUAGAGAUUGGAAGACUCCGAGCUGGUUCCUGGACCUCUGCAAGGAAGACAUCACAGAACAGUCAGGGCAGUCAGCAGAGCUCACACAGCAGCUGUCGUCCCUCCUUCGCUCCUGUCAUCGCUGGCCUGCAAAACCUGGUUGGCACGAAAAGAGUUUCAGAUCCUUCCCAGAAAAAUGCAGGCACAGAUAUGGAACCCAGGACUGUCGAGAUAAACAGAGAGCUCAGUGAUGCCCUUGGAAUCAGUAUUGCUGGAGGAAGAGGAAGUCCGUUAGGAGAUAUCCCUAUAUUUAUUGCCAUGAUUCAGGCCAGCGGAGUGGCUGCACGGACACAGAAGCUUAAAGUUGGAGAUCGGAUUGUCAGCAUUAACGGGCAACCUUUGGAUGGGCUGUCUCACGCGGAUGUGGUUAAUCUGCUGAAGAACGCCUACGGGCGCAUUAUCCUGCAGGUUGUAGCAGAUACCAAUAUAAGUGCCAUAGCAGCUCAGCUUGAAAACAUGUCUACAAGCUACCACCUUGGUUCACCCACUGCUGAACACCAUUCAGAACACACAGAAACACCUCCACCUAAGAUUAUUACUUUGGAGAAAGGCUCUGAAGGAUUGGGGUUUAGUAUUGUAGGGGGUUAUGGAAGUCCCCAUGGAGACCUGCCAAUUUAUGUCAAGACUAUAUUUGCAAAGGGAGCAGCUGCAGAUGACGGCCGAUUAAAACGAGGGGAUCAGAUUUUAGCUGUUAAUGGUGAGACCCUGGAAGGUGUCACUCAUGAGCAAGCAGUCGCCAUUCUAAAACACCAGAGAGGGACUGUAACCUUAACUGUGCUGUCGUGAGCCUUGGCCUAAUCACAAGAUAGAUGUUGUUUAGAAUAUCCACAGGCAGAUGAAGUUCUGAGUGGGUAUGAAAAGCAUCCUCAACUAAAUGCACCUUCAAUCCUAUUUCUUGUCCUCUCUGCUCAGAGAAAUGGCUAGGUUUCAUGUGAAUUUCCCAAGUCAACAGUCAUCUCCUAAUGUUUCCCAGUUUUUGUCACCAGUUGGUGAGGUUGAUUUCUAAAACUUAAAUCAUUUUUUUUUACAUUUAAUUUCAGCGUUCUGAUUUGUUUUGCAUUUAAUUUCAUGGUUCUGAUUUUAACCAACUGGUUAUGAUUAUAUUUGCCAAAACUGGAGUUAACUUCUCUUUCCUUAUACCCUUCUUUCCCUAUCCCGUACUCAUACCAAGGCUUAACAACCUCAGAUCUCAUCCAAUGAACAGAAGCAAAUGUUAAGCAACUUGUCAUCUCAUUCAUGAUUUAUUUAUGAUAAUUGUCUCUUCAAGUAAGCAAGAAAACACUAGCAGUGUAAUUAAUUUACCAGCGAUAGCGCUGGAAGCAGUGGCUUACGCCUGCAAUCCCAGCACUUUAGGAGGCCAAGGUGGGCAGAUCACAAGGUCAGGAGAUCCAGUCCAUCCUGGCCAAUGUGGUAAAACCCUGUCUCUACUAAAAUACAAAAAAUUAGCCAGGCAUGGUGGUGCACACUUGUAGUCCCAGCUACUUGGGAGGCUGAGGCAAGGGAAUCACUUGAACCUGGGAGUCAGAGGUUGCAGUGAGCCAAGAUCAUGCCACUGCACUCCAGCCUGGCAACAGAAUGAGACUCCGUCUCAAAAAAAAAAAAAAAAAAAAAAAUUUUACCAGUUAUCCCCAAGAUGAAAUACUAAAUUCUCCUAUGGGAAAUUACUGUGCUCUCUUCUGUAUGACUUAUAGUCAAAUAAGUCUCAAAUUCAUUUCUCUGCAUAGAUCUUUAUAUGCUAGUCAUUGGUGAUUUUGAUGAGUCAAUUUACAGACUGGAAUCUUCAAAAAAUUCUAAAAGGCUAAUUGUUUCCUGUGCCACAUAAAUGCAUACCACUGAGCAAAUGAACCUUAUGCUCAACAGGAACAGCUAGCAUCCGUGUUCUGAAUUCUAACAAUGCUAAAUUAAAUUCAAGUCCAAGAAGAUCAUCUGGAAUUAAUGGGAUCUCAGUAGGCAGGCAUCAUUCCCACCCCUUGGUCUUAAGAAAAGGAGAUAGAAACUCCAGAGCCACACUACAGAGAUCAGCUUUUGUCUCAAGUCAGACAAGGUCUGGUGGCCUUGGCCUUGUGCAAAGUAGGGUGACACAUUUGAUUAUCUUUUUCUUUGCCUCCAUAGCAGUCAGUCCAGCAGCACAGACUGCAGGAACCUAAAUGGAGCAGCAUACUUAGCUGUUAAGUGAGCAAAUGAAUUGAGCCUAGGAAUCUGUGAUGAAAAUGCAUGGCUGAUGUUUCCUGAUCUCCAGGGAGACUCCCAUCUGCUGAAGUUUUGCAUGCAAAGAAAGCAGUUACAGCAGAAAAUACAAGAAUAACUUUAUAUUGAUUAUUGACAAGCUUAUUCAUAUAUUAGCAGGAAAAAUGGAGAGAUGAUUAUUGGUGGAUGCUAUAGAGUCCGCUGUUUUUAAAAGUACCAUGUCUGAGCCAGGCGUAGUGGCUCAUGCCUGUAAUCCCAGCACUUUGGGAGGCUGAGGCAGGCAGGUCACCUGAGGUCAGGAGUUCGUGACCAGCCUGGCCAACAUGGCAAAACCCCGUCUCUACUAAAACUACAAAAAUUAGCCAGCCACAGUGGCAGGCGCCUGUCAUCCCAGCUACUCAGGAGGUUGGGGCAGAAUUACUUGAACCCGGGAGCUGAGAUCGCAUCACUGCACCCUGGCCUGGGUGACAGAGCAAGACUCCGUCUUGGGGGAAAAAAUUAACAUGAAGGAUAAGUAUUAGAGUCACUAAUAGAAGUAGUUCAGCAUUAUUUAACCACAACACAAUGCUGCAAAUAUUUCACAGUAAUUAUCAAAAUUUAAUGGGCUCUAAUUUAAAAUGUUAUUUAAUAAGUAUAGAUUUUAAUUGAAAAUUAUCUUUGAAUAGAUGUAAUCACAAAGUGCAUUAACUCUUGUUGGAAUAUUUUAUGGCUAUUCCAAAGUAUAGAGUGCCUAAAUUUUGCGUUGAAAAUGUCUUUCGUGACGGUAUUAAGUUUUCUGAAAUUAUACAUGGCUUUUAAAAUUUCUAAUGUAUCCAAGAUGUGCAGUGUUGUUAGGAUCUCAUUUUUCACUGCAUGAAAAGCUUCCCACCUCAGAACAUUCUGUGUUAAUUGUACCUGCAAGAACACCUCAGGCAAGCCAAGAAGAAAUGAAACCCAAAUGAAACUUGAAAAUGCACCUUAAAAAUAUAUACGCAUAUGGUAGUUUUGAAAUAGGAUUCUGCUUUGUUUUGACAGAAUGCCCAUUAAAUACACAUUUUGAGAUAA
Molecule: messenger RNA, 8837 nt
Organism: Callithrix jacchus (white-tufted-ear marmoset)
Lineage: Eukaryota; Metazoa; Chordata; Mammalia; Primates; Cebidae
Source: RefSeq, a predicted model, not a curated record